UCAUACACAUCUUCAUGUAAAUUAGAGAACACGUAUUAAUUGGAUGGAUCAAAUACUUAAUCAAAAGAGAAUUAAUGUUUGACUAAAUUAUAAUUUCUUUUGAUAAAAAUGUUUGACAAAACUAUUAACCUUUCAGCAAACCAAUAUCACUGAUAGAAUAACUUGAAACACAAGGUAUAAAUUGGAAUAAGACAAGGUAUUCAAUAUUUAUCACUUUGAUGUAUUGCUAAUCCACAAAGUCUCUUCUAAUUCAUUCGGUAGAUAGGAUUAGGAACGAAAAAAGCAAACCAAAAACCCAACUCCCAUAGCCACCACCACCACAAUUCCAAAUUAAAGUAACAGCGUACAACAUAUCAUAAAAUAUAUCCAACGUUAGUUCCUUCAAAUCAAUGUCUCAAAAUUAAAUGCCAGUAUAACAUUAAACCAACAAACCAACCAUCUCCAAAAUGGAUGUUUCCUAUUUCACCACAAUCUUUUUCAUCACUUUCACUUUCUUGCUCUUCCUACCUUCUUCCAAACCAAUUUCCAAUUACAACACAUUACUAGUAUACAAAACAUGUUCAACACAAACCUUUAACCAUCAAUCUUACUCUUCUCAAACACCACUCAAUUCAUUAUUCCAACAACUCAUAGCACAAUCAUCCCAAUACAAAUUCUUCAAAACCAACGAAGCAAUCAACAACGACACCUUCAUCUCUGGCUUUUUUCAAUGCAGACACGACAUCACCAUACAAGAUUGUUUCACAUGUGUAACAACUUUACUUUCAAACACCUUGUGCAGUGAUUCCACAUCAGCACGAGUACAACUCCAAGGUUGCUAUGUUCAAUAUAAAACAGAACAACAACAACAAUUUCAAGAAACAACUAUUCCUGAAUCGAAAAAUAACAUUAUUUUUCACAAGGAUUGUGGAGUACCCUUUGUAGAGUUAAAAGAGUUGAUGGAUGAGGCAUUUAUGAGAUUGGAAAAUGGGAUUAUAAAUAGUGAUGGGUUUUGCACGAUGAAUUAUAAAAGGGUGAAAUUGAUGGCACAGUGUGAAGGUGAUUUGAAUAGAUGUGAAUGUAGUGAAUGUGUUGGUGAUGCAGUUGAGGUUGCUAAGGAAGAAUGUGAUAGUUCAGUUUCGGCACAAAUAUAUUUUGAUAAGUGUUUUAUAAGCUAUGAAUACAUGCCGAAAUCAAAUGGUGAUGCUGGUUACUCUGUUCCAGGGGAAAGCAGAAACAGCAACACCCAAAAGUUGAUAGCAAUAAUUGUUGGAGGAGCUGCCGCUCUGUUACUUGGUCUUAUUUUUGUAUCGCUGCUUAACUCUAGGCUUAAAAAAGACGAUUAUGAGUAGAUGUGAAUUAUUAUGUGAUUAAUUAUUAGGGUCUUCUUUGUUUUGGUUGUACUGUAGUAAAUAUUACUAAUAUUUUUGUUUUAAGUCAUUAUUAAAAAAU
Messenger RNA from Cicer arietinum (chickpea), 1431 nucleotides. Its product is annotated as plasmodesmata-located protein 2-like. NCBI's taxonomy places the organism in Eukaryota, Viridiplantae, Streptophyta, Magnoliopsida, Fabales, Fabaceae. Gene Ontology annotation, biological process: plasmodesmata-mediated intercellular transport; transport of virus in multicellular host. Gene Ontology annotation, cellular component: plasmodesma. The record is from RefSeq and is a predicted model, not a curated record.